Molecule: messenger RNA, 5169 nt
Organism: Thrips palmi
Lineage: Eukaryota; Metazoa; Arthropoda; Insecta; Thysanoptera; Thripidae
Exons: 10
Coding region: 2985-4955 (656 amino acids)
Source: RefSeq, a predicted model, not a curated record
CUUAUUGGUAGAUUUGAAAACAGGAAUUCCAUCAGUGUUCAUUAUCUUUGUAAAGUUGAGCGGUUUGUCAGGAGACAGAAAGCCCUUUGACAAUAAUUCCUUAUAAAUCUGGCCAUCAUAAAUAUCUUCCAAGUUUUCUUGACAUACCUUUGUCCUUGUGUGUCUGUAACUCAGAUUAGAAUAAAAUUCUUUCUGACUAAAUAGGCUUUGCAGCUGUGGGAUCAGUGGUAACUCCACAAAAAUAGAAUGCCCUGAAACUGUUGGAUGAAGAUUUGCAUUUGGACAUUUACUUAUUUUACCAUCUUCUUUAGUCAAUUUAGCAUAGCAGGCUGAACAGUAGUAAUGGUUCUUGACAGGGCAAUCCAAGCAUGAAAAAUACUUCUUAAAAAGAUAUAAUGAUGUUUUCAUACGGUUAUUUUCUGCCUUGCAGUGGAGGUUUAUCAGUUGAAGCAGGUCAUCAAUUAUUUUGCCAUCAAGUUCAUGUCUUUUCACAAAGCACAAAAUUGCGACCAUGCUAUCAUUGACACUCAAAGGGGCACCUUCGUAUAAUGGGCAGUCUGCAUCUGCAGUGACCUCUAUUUCUUCAUCAGAUACAGAAAUAUCAGAAACACUAUGUUCAUUCACAUCUAAAACAGGAAAAAAUGGAGCUUUGUUUAGAAAAUUUCAAUUACAAGUACAAACAUAAUCGCUUUUAUAAAGGAUUACCUUCAGUUGCAGAAUCAGAUUCAUUACUGUAUUCAAUACUGUCCACACUGAUGCACUCCAGCAUUUCCUCAUCAUUUGCUGAGUCUAUAGUAGUUUGUACGGGAUCUGAAUAACAAGAGAAAUAUUUUAAAACAUUCACAUUCAUUAAAUCGAUACUAGAUUCGUUACAGAACUGUGUUUUAAUAUAGGAAGAAUUUUUGUGUUUCUUUUCUCAAGGUGCUACCACAAUGGAUUCAUUGGACAAACAAUAUUCCUGUUUAAUUGAUUGAGAUGGUUAAUUUGUGUGAUAGCAUUACUGAGGGAAUAUAAAAAAUACUAAAUGAGUCUGCGAGUAGGGAUUUGCAUUUUAUGUACUUUAGAUUAAGCAUUAUGAAGGAAUUAUGAGAGAUUUCUUAACGCUGUUAAGUAUAUGAAGCAGAUCAAGAGCUAGAGAAGCAAAAAAAUCAAAGGUGAAAGUGUUAAGGUUUAAUAGUGUGAAGAAUAAUUGUCCUGGCAGUAACUAGCAAUUUGGCUUUCCCACGGUGGCAGUUAUAUUUCACACUGUUGAACCUAAACACUUUCACCUUUGAUUCUUUGCUUCUCUAGGUCUUGAUCUGUUCCCUAUAUUUAACGGGGUUAAAAAAUCUCUCAUGACUCUUUCAUAACGCUCAAUUCAAAGUACGUGCAAAUUCCUACUCGUAGACACAUUUGGUAUUCUAUAUUUUCCCUCCAUCAAUGCCAUUACACAAAUCAACCUUCUCAUUGUAGUAACACUGUCAGAGGAAGUGCCACCAGAACAUUCAAUCAAAAAAAGUAAGGAACCAAAGGCACAGAAACACUUUGAGCUACUCAAAUCAAGGGAGGAUUUAAAAUCAAUGUAAUUACUGGUAAUAUUGUCUGUAGUAGAGAUGACUGACGCAUUCAAGUUGCUUGAGUUCAGAUCUACUUCAUCAUCAGUAUUAUCAUAUUUUCCUGCAGGAUUAAAAAAAAACAAAUAUAAAUACAACUUUUAGUAUUGGAAUGGAAAGCAUUCAUAACGAUUUAGCAGUACCUGUAGGCUGGAUAGCUUGAUCUUCUAUAAUACUCUCCGAAAAAGAAAUUUCUUCUAUGUGUGACACUGACACUGGAAAUAAAACACAAGCAGAAGUCAAUUAAAGUCAACAAGGGCACGAGAACUUGACUGUGCUCGUGAAACUACCAAAGAAACUGUGACAGAAUUGCUUAAGUUGUCUCCGGAAAACAAUGUUCCCAGGGAGAUCCCUUGGUAUUCAAUACCCCAAAAUUUAUAGAGAAUGGCCUGAACUACCACUCGAUUCAAUACCUUCAGACAUGUUCAGUUGCGAUUGGUUCAUUUCAGUUUCUUGUUGUUCGACAUUUGCCUCAUCACCUUCACUUUCCAAAGAGGAGCCUGGUAAAAUGGAAACAAAACCAUCACAUAACAGAAAUAAUAAAGACAGAAUAGAAACACUUAUUCAACUUCAAAGCAACAAGAGUUUCACCUUCCAUAGACACAAGUGAGGCUACUGGACUGAGCUGGAUUUCAUAGGUUGAUUGGUUUAAAGUGUCUUCAUCUGAUGAAUCAACAUCCCUCUUGUCUUCAUCUGAUGAAUCAACAUCCCUCUUUCGCUUUGCAGGCGGCCCUUGGUCAGUCAUAUUAAAAUAUUCAAGUUAAAAAAUAAAAAUAUCCAGAAGUCCCAGAAGUACAAAAGCAAACAGCAGCCGAAAUAAACACCUGUAUUUGUUUUUCUUCCUGUCUUCUUUAAAGGUAACAGCAGCCAACUCAACACUAACGUUGGGGGUUCUUGUGCAAAGUUUCCAAAAAGUUUUCAGCAUUUAAUCUUUGCGCCAAUAAGAAAAAAUAAGAAAAUAUAACACCCUUGCGAGUAAAAUAAGAACAGUAUUUAAAAAAAUAAAGGUUUAAAAUUGUGAUUGUAUUUCUCAGGUUGGCUUACUUGCAUUGAUAUUUAAGGUGCUUUUGAAAAAAAAUCUUUGUUCCGUUUAUUGGUUGAUUCCAAACAGACAGUUUUUAGGAAUGACCCCAAACUAUACUUGCAACAUUUCGAAUCUUCGGCUUCUAUCAUCCAAACAUAUUUUUCUUUCAAUAACGCGGGUUAUUCAAGGAAGUGACUUUGUAAGGUUGGUACGAGGGCCUACGUCAACCAAAAGACGAACGGACUUCCGCGCCAUUUGUACUUCGCUCUCGCUCUGUCUCAUCUUCAACGGUUGUCCUGAUCCUUAGUAGAAAAUCAGAAAAACUAUACUGAAAUCUUUUAAGAAAUCGCCUUUAAGGCGUGAUCACAAUGGUGAUUAGGAAGCAAGAUAUCAAGAAACACCUCAAGUUUGAUGAUGGAGGUGAAGUAAUUGGAGACGCAGACACAAGUCAAGCCAGGACAGGUGGUAGAUCCUCCGGAAGACCGUAUAGAAGCGCCAGAAAUGCUGGUUCAAGUAAGGAUGUAGUGAAUCUUGGAGCUAUGUCCUCUGGGUCUUUCAUGAACCUUCUAGAUGGAGUCACUGUUAAUUCUUGUUCUGAAAAUGAGGACGACAAUGAAAAUGCAUCUGUGCCGCAAGAAAACAAGAAUGAAAAUGCAAUUGUGCGGCUAGGAAAGAAGAAUGAUAAUGCAUUUGUGCUGCAAGAAAACAUGAUUGAAAAAGCAAUUGUGUCGAAAGAAAAGAGGAAUGAUAAUGCAUUUGUGCUGCAAGAAAACAUGAUUGAAAAAGCAAUUGUGUCGAAAGAAAAGAGGAAUGAUAAUGCAUUUGUGCUGCAAGAAAACAAGAAUGAAAAUGCAUUUGGGCGGCAAGAAAAUAAGAAAGAUACUGCGUCUGAAGCCAUAUCUGGCACGAUCGUUGCUAAGAAUGCUGAGCGUCAAUCACAUCCUUUGGUAGACAAAGACAAACAAAGCCAGGUUCCGAAUCCUCAUGUGGAAUCAUUUUCAACUGUGGAAGUGAAGACUGAUGAAAUCCGAAGUGAAAGUCAAGACACAUCCACUUUUCUUGACACUACAAUGCCGUUAUUUGUUGAUACUCAGUCUCAAACUGAUCAGUGCUUCCUGUUGUGUACAUGUAUCAAGUGCAAAGAUAUAGUUCAAAAGUUUUCCACCUAUAUGUGUAAAGGCUAUGGAGAUGACUGUGUAUACAGCAAUGAAAAUGUUAAAGGAGCGAAAGACUUGAAUGGAAGUGGCCUUACAUUUAACACUUCCUUACAACAAGGAGACGACCAGUUAAUUCCCCUGUACAAAGGGUGUUCCACCAACAUUUCUGUUACCUGUAAAGGAAAAUUGAAAAUCCUCGACAAAGACCCAAACUCAACCGAUAGAGAUUACGUUUAUGCCAUUAUGGAUGAUCUGUUUGAACCAAGUGUCUUGGCUAAUAUGACGGCAGAAGGAAGAACUCCAGGGUCGACCAAAAUGGAUCCAAAGAUUAAAGACACUAUAUUGAUAUACCUCCAGAAUAAGUUCACGGGCGUUGACAAGUUAAGUGUUAAUGAAAGUAUUAAUGCCAAAUGUUAUUGCGAGAGGAGGAAAUUAUGGGGGAAAAAUUCGGAGCAGGUCAGAAAACCUUUGGUCAAAAAUAAGAAGAAGCAGAAGGAAACUGAGUCUUCACUUGGCGAUGGUGAAAGCAAUGAAAAUGCGAAGAAGGAUAAGGGAAGUGAUGGUGAAGCUUUGGACCAAAGAUUCAAACGCAGAAAGGGGGAUAAGAAUUGUGAUGAGCAAAAACGUUUGAAAAGGCGCAGGAGCAAGAGCAAGUCUAAAUCUAGUUCAAGCAAGAAGAAAGCUGUGCCACAGGUGCCCUAUUCGCCCUCGCCUAAACAAAUGAAAAAGAAAAAGGUAAAGAAUGACUCCCAUGACCAUCCCACAAAAGGCAACAAGCGCCCUAGAUCAGUACAGGAUAUUCUGGAUAUCAACACCAAGGAGCAAACUGAUUUUGAGCUUUCCCCAAUUGCAAAAAAAAUAAAAAAGAAGACCCAUGAACCAGGGUUCCCUGACAAGCAGAAAGAUUUAUCUUUGAAGUCAAAGCACAUAAGUCAAGAGGUCAAGUCACAUAAGACUGAGUUCUGGAAAGGUAUGGCAUCAUCGUCAACACCAAAACAUCAGAAAACAGCCAGAGGUGAAAAUAGUAAAAAGAAAGAGAAAGGACAAGAACAGGAGAGUGAUGACAAUGAAAGGAAUCAGAAUGAAACAGAAUCAGAGGCGGAUGACGAGGAAGAAGAGAUUGAACAUCAAGAUGGUGAGGAGUCCAGUUGUGAUGAAGAAACUGGUAGUGAUACAUCUUGAACAAUUUGAACAGUGUCAAACUCUUUUCUGAAUUUCUAUUUUCUUUUGAGCAGUGUUAAACCUUCUUUUUUUUUAAAUAUCUUUGUUUCUCAUUUGAUUUGUGAAAAAAUGGCCAUUGCAGUUAAACAUAUUCCUGUCGGAAGUGACAAUAAGUUUACGCACUUCCAAAUGCAAAUUGUUAGUUUCCAGUGGCCAUUUUAUUUAGUACUGUGUU